Molecule: messenger RNA, 1451 nt
Organism: Babjeviella inositovora NRRL Y-12698
Lineage: Eukaryota; Fungi; Ascomycota; Pichiomycetes; Serinales
Product: zinc-binding alcohol dehydrogenase family protein
Exons: 1
Coding region: 50-1183 (377 amino acids)
Molecular function (GO): oxidoreductase activity, acting on NAD(P)H
Source: RefSeq, a predicted model, not a curated record
UUUUCUUUUCAAUAGCUUCUAAAGUCAACUUGAUACAAGCACCAACUAAAUGUCUCUUCCUUCUACCCAGUACGCCUGUGUUGCCAAUGUCGAUGUCGAGGGCAAAGACUUGUCCUCUCUCGAGCAGGUCCCGGUUGUGUUACCGGAAGCUGACCAGAUUUUGGUCAAGACUGAGGCCUAUGCCGCUAACCCAACCGAUUGGAAGCACAUUGUCUUGAAGUGGGCUGACCAGGGCUGUAUUGUCGGUACUGACGCCUCUGGGACCGUUGCUGCCGUUGGCUCCAACGUCACCAACUUCAAGGUUGGGGACUAUGUAUCUGUUUUCAUCCACGGUGCCUACUGGGAGACCCCACAAUGCGGUGCCUUUGCCCAAUUUUGUCUUGCCGACCAGCACUUGGCUAUCAAGUACAAAAAGCCGUUGAAGCACGUUGCUCCGGCAUCUGGCGCAGAACACAUUCCGGGUGGACCGGUAGACUCUUUCGAGAGUGCUGCCAGUAUGAGCUUGGGGGUUGUCACCGUCUCCCUUUCCUUCUCUCACUUUUUGAAGUUGUCCCCGGACGUGCCCGCACCUGCCGGCAAGAUCUUCUUGGUUUGGGGCGGUGCCACCGCGACCGGUAUCUUGGCCAUCCAGAUCGCCAAGUUGUUGGGCUGGAGAGUCAUUGCCACCGCCUCCGGGAAGCACCACGACUCCUUGAAGAAGUUGGGUGCCGAAGCUUGUUUCAACUACGGAGAGGCUAAUGUCAUUGAACAGAUUAAGAAGUAUGGUGGAGAAGACAUUGUUAGAGCGCUCGACACUGUGGGCAGCGAUACCACCAUCCAACAGACUCAUGACGCCGUCGCAGACUCCGCCACUGCGCUCGUCGACAAUUUGUUGUUUAAGAAAGCCAGCGAGGUGAAGAAUUUGAAGGCCAACGUCACCAUUACCGCGUCCUUAUCUUACGUUGCCAUCGGAUUGCCAGUCAACUUAAGAGGUGGGUUAGUGAUACAAACUUCCGAGGAAUUGGUCAAAGACUUUAGAAACUUCAUGAAGUGGUCUGUCGAGCGUGUCAGCAGCGGCGACAUCAAGCAUGCCCCAAUCAAGAUCCUUCCCGGCGGGUUGAAGGCGGCCAACGCUGCCAUGAACUUGUUGAAGGAGGGAAAGACCAGCGGCGAAAAGUUGGUUUUUGUCGCUGAAGAGUACUAAGUUUUAAGAGAAUGUAUUCGUAUUUAUGUCGUGAAGUAAACGAGCCGAGGACGGUUAACCAGAGAUAGUUGACCAAUAGAGAUAUGCAAUUGAAAGCACGCGCCCCUCCAUGCCCGUGAGCUUAGACGGGAAGUCGGAGAUAUAAAAUAUGCCAAUCCGGGAUUCGGAUGUAUAUGGACGAUAGGAUAUAGGUACACACAGACAGACACGUUAUAUAGAAGCAGAAAUAAUAUUAUAUAACAUAGAUAGCUCGCAGCAAAUAGAGGAG